CCACAAAAUAUGAAGAUAAGAGUCUAUACCAAAUUGGAUAUUCUCUGAAAUAUACAUUGUAUUCACCCUCCCUCAAUUAAUCCUCAUUUUGAAUGAUGUCUACUUCAUCUUCUAUGUUCACACCCUUGAUGUAAUCCUCCCAACCCACCAUGUCCAUAAACCAAAAUCUCUCACCAUAGCCUUUGAUUUUCUCUUGUUUUUAUCCAACCUCUUUCCUUAGAUUCCUUUCUUCUAUCUCUUCUAUAUAUAAUCCUUUUUGGAAGAAUGUGUACGCUUUCGUAGUUUAAUCACCCAAAUGGUUUGCCUUUCGGUAUUUGACGCCAAAACAAAAAAUAAUGGCCACCAAAGUUGAAAAUCAAGCUUUGUGGGGCACUCCAGCCCUCCCCAGAUCUCCAGAUCCUGAAAGUUAAUGCUUCUCGUCACAUUCUCAAAUUUGCAAGGAAAUUAUGUCUUCCAAGCUGAUUUGGCAAUCUUCUUCAGUCAUGGGGCCCUCCUCCAAAGAUAAAACUACAAGAAAAUAGUUUAUUUGCAGGAAGAGGAUUGCAGAGAAGUGAUUAUUCUUACUUCUUAAUCAAAUAGAAGAGGGAAAAGAAAAGAAAGGAAGAGGGGAAAUCCCAUCUAGGUAUGUCGAUGAAGCUUUUAUUUAACAAUUUCACAGCCCUGGUUCUACUACUACUCUCUGCAACAAGUGAAGCUUGCCACUCUUCUUGUGGCAAAUUGGGUAACAUAACUUACCCUUUCCGACUGAAAGGUGAUCAGCAUAGCUGUGGGAAGGUCAACUAUGAACUGGAUUGUGAGAAUAAUCAUACAAUCUUGCACUUAUACUCUGGAAAAUACCAUGUAGAAGAAAUCAAUUAUGAUACCUUCACAAUGAGGGUUGUUGAUGUUGGUCUACAGAAAGAUAAUUGUUCUUCUUUGCCUCUUCAGUCUUUGAUGCAUGGAAAUUUUAGCCAUGGGGAUCCAUAUGAGCUGUCAGCUUUCAAUUCAGCCGUAAAUUUCCUGGAGUGUGCAGCUCCAGUGAAGUCUGCCCCCUACCUGGAUACAGCACUUUGCAGUAAAAACAGUUCUUCCAACCUCUCUUUAUCUUUAUCGCAAACACAUUCUUAUGUUGUAGUUGGUGACAUAAGAGCAUCAGAUGUGGAGGACUCUUGCAGUAUUGGCAUGGUGGUUUGGGUUUCUAAUAGCCACCUGAAGAUCAACAACAGUUCCUUUUCAGGCAUCCACAAUGGGCUGCUAUAUGGGACUGAGCUUUUAUGGCCUCGUAUUUGCUACCUUGAUUAUGUCCUUUGGAAAGUACAACUGCCGUGUGCUUUGUUGGAUCCAUUUUAUUUCUCUGCGAAAUAUGGUGGCCCUUACUUUGAGCUUAAUAUUGCACUGAGAUGUUGUGGGAUUCCAUGUGUGUUUGUGUUCUUGAUCUAUAAAUGGCGAAGAAGGAAUUUGUGGAUCUACAGUGACAUUGAAGAGUUCAUUCAAAGUCACAACAACCUAAUGCCAAUUAGGUACUCUUACUCAAACAUUAAGAAGAUGACAAAAAAUUUCAAGGAAAAAUUGGGUGAAGGAGGUUUUGGUUCAGUGUUUAAAGGAAAGCUUCAAAGUGGCCGUCUUGUAGCUGUAAAGAUGGUCAAUUCCAAAGCCAAUGGACAGGAUUUUAUCAAUGAAGUUGCUACAAUUGGAAGGAUCCAUCAUGUCAAUGUGGUCCAACUAAUUGGAUUCUGUGCCAAGGGAUCGAAGCGUGCUCUUGUAUUUGACUUCAUGCCCAAUGGGUCUCUGGACAAGUACAUAUUCCCUCGAACAGAAGCAAAUAUCUCUUUGAACUUUGAGAAAAUGUAUGAGAUUUCUCUAGGAGUGGCUCAUGGGAUUGAAUACUUACACCGAGGUUGUGAUAUGCAAAUCCUACAUUUUGACAUCAAGCCUCACAACAUUCUGCUUGAUAAGAAUUUCAGUCCAAAGGUUUCAGACUUUGGCCUUGCAAAACUGUAUCCAACAGAUCAUAGCAUUGUGUCUGUAACUGCAGCAAGAGGGACAAUGGGAUAUAUGGCUCCAGAGUUGGUUUACAAAAACAUUGGGGGAGUCUCAUACAAAGCUGAUGUUUAUAGUUUUGGAAUGUUGUUGAUGGAAAUGGCAGGCAGAAGGAAGAAUUUGAAUGUGUUUGCAGAGCAUUCCAGCCAAAUGUACUUUCCUUCUUGGGUGUACGACCAGUUCUCUGAAGGAAAGGACAUAGAAAUGGGAGAUGCCACAGAGGAAGAGCAGAAACUUGCAAAGAAGAUGAUCAUAGUGGCCUUAUGGUGCAUACAGCUGAAGCCGAGUGAUCGACCUUCAAUGAGCAAAGUGGUAGAGAUGCUAGAGGGGAAUGUAGAACUCCUGCAAAUGCCUCCAAAGCCCUUCUUAACUCCACAAGAGGUGCCAGCUGAGGACCAUUGAAAUAUUUGAACAAAUCUUCCAUUUCCCUUCAGGUAGUGUUAUCCUAUGUCUUGUUUCAUUCUCUGUAUCUCACUUGCCCUUGAAAUAUUUGAAUCAAUCUUCCAUUUUCCUUCA
Molecule: messenger RNA, 2535 nt
Organism: Vitis vinifera (wine grape)
Lineage: Eukaryota; Viridiplantae; Streptophyta; Magnoliopsida; Vitales; Vitaceae
Product: rust resistance kinase Lr10
Exons: 5
Coding region: 625-2421 (598 amino acids)
Biological process (GO): protein phosphorylation
Molecular function (GO): polysaccharide binding; ATP binding; protein kinase activity
Source: RefSeq, a predicted model, not a curated record